This is a messenger RNA of Rhodofomes roseus, 2394 nucleotides long. RefSeq lists its product as uncharacterized. The coding region runs from base 366 to 2216 and encodes 616 amino acids. Lineage: Eukaryota; Fungi; Basidiomycota; Agaricomycetes; Polyporales; Fomitopsidaceae. The record is from RefSeq and is a predicted model, not a curated record. The transcript has 12 exons.
CGUCGACUCCCAUCAUUCACACACCUUGCACACACCAUCACCGCGGACUAGUCGUUCCUAGGAGGGUGCUGCCAUUGUGCUGAACCUAUCCAGACCCCUUCGUCAGAGAUGCACUGCUGCGCUUGAUGCUCCUGCCACGUAUCCGUCUCGGGAAACACGCGAUUGGAGCCUCUGUCGCCCACUGUUGUGCCGCCCAAUUGUCAUAGAUAGUGUUUGAUAUUGACACGCCGCACAGCCAUGUGGUCGUUCCUCAGACUACAUAAGUUGGCACAGCUGACACUGCGUCGUCCGACCUUCAACGUUCAACAUCAUCCCGGGGGUGGUACUCACAAACGUAUAGGAGUCCACGGAGCGACUAGCCCAGUAUGCCUGUCCCCCAAACAAUGACCGCUGGCUUCCCUCCAGCGUUCUUAAUCGGCCCGCACACGAUCAUGCAGCCUCUCGUCGGCAUCCCAUAUGUGAAGGCUCAUUUGAGCUUACUAGGGGCGUUCAAGGCCCUCGAGAAACGCGUGGAGACGUGCCCCGAAGUAGACCUCCCAAGUCCUGCGAGGGGCCUUGACCAUACCCCACAGACGCCACGCAGAUGGGCGUGGUUCGUAUCUUUGGCUGUGGAGAGAUUCCAUCGUUGGGCGAUAACUGUGGCGGCAGACGAGAAGAUCGAAUCUUGGGUGAAGACACAAGUGCCACCGCUCGACGUGCUCAUGGUAUGGCACGCGUUCAUGCUAAACCCUGCAUGGUAUGCAGAAGAUUGUCUGCGCCUACCUGCGCUGCAGACUCUCCGUGACCUGAAUGAUAGGCUGUUACCUGCGGUGAUCAUCAUGGGCGAUCCCGCAAAGUACCAGCCCUCUGAGGAGCGCAAACAGACAUGGCUCGCAGACACAGGCACGCCAUUUGACCCAAUAGAAUCUCUCAAGUACCUUCCGCACCACAAUGUCACCUGUCCCAGAUGCGAAAGCCCUAAUGCCGCACCGUACUUGACGGCAGAAGGCACCGGCUACGCCCAACAAGGGUUCAAGUUGACAUGCUCCCGCUGCUCGCUGGUUAUUGACAAGCCAGCCCUGGCGAUGGACAAGCUUGCGCAAGACCUGGUUGAGGAUCACAAUGACCUGGAUGCAAAGAUGGAUGCUUACCUGCCGGGAACGCUACGCAGCCCCACCGACAACGCUUACACCAAACGCGCGAUCCAGGUCAAGGAGCGCAUCGUGCAAUUCGAUAGGUUACGUCGACCCAAAGAGUGCACUCGGGAAGAUUGGAAACGCAAGAUCAAGGAAGAUUUCGGAUAUUCCAUCACGAACGUUCACACAACCUUACGAUCGGCUCCGCCGAGAGCACUGGGUCUGCUCAAACGCAUGUUGGAUAGGAUAAUGUGUGCAUAUACAGAUGAUAGCCCGUUCUCGAUCGACCUCGUGGGCGCUGUCAUCCGUCAAGGUUCCUUCACAUCGAAGAUGCACGUCUUUGGCUGGACUGCUCCAGGAUACUUUGACAAGCCAAUAGACGCAAUCGUGCUUGUGCACGCCAUCACGCGUUACCAUGCGUUCCUUGACAUGAUGGCUCCGUCGCCAGCCUCAUUCUUCGUGCCGACCCUAGACAUUGACCUCGCCUGGCAUACUCAUCAGUUGAUGGCAGGCAAGUACGCGGAUGACUGCAUGGAAUAUGUCGGUCGGUACAUAGACCACGACGACAAGGUGGAAGAGAACCGUCUAGCGAAUGCCUUCGACAUCACAUGUAGGGUCUGGCAGCAACGUUUCGGAGUCCCGUACAGCUACUGCGGCUGCCCCCUCCCGGGCGACUCCAUCGGCGACAAGCUCCAACGACUCCUCCGUAUAGCCAAGCCCGACAAGCCCUCCGGCCUGCGUCCCCCCGCACAUCCGGACAUCCCGCCUGCCACGCACGCGAGCGAGCACAACGCCGUCCAAGUCCGCCUCAACGACGCGCUCAACAAGAACAAGGCAGCGCAGCUCACCCGCCAGCGGCUCCUGCGGCAGCGCAAGAUGCACGAGCGCCGCCAGCGCGACGAGCGGCGCAUGCACAAGGGCGAGUACGACCCGGAGCAGUACCGGCGCGGUGAGAUGCACUACACCGCGUUCUUGACCCCGGUGCCGUUCGUGACGCCAGUUGCUGCUUGCGUGUCGAUCGGCCAUACCCAGUGCGGCGCUGUGAGUCGUAUAUCCCGCAUGUGUUGCGAUGCAGGUCGCUCAGAAUUCUCGCAUUUGUAGAGUACGGGCACUUGCGCCGCUGGAAUUUCUGGGGGCACAGGAGCGUGUGGUGGUGGUGGUGGAUGUGGUGGUGGUGGCGGGUGUGGAAGCGUUUCCAUGUGUGGUGGAGGUACAGGCGGUGCAGGAGGGGCGGCGUGCGGAGGAGGAGGAGGAGGAGGCUGUGGCGGCGGCGGAGGAU